AUGGUCAAUGUGCGACUUAUAUGGAUCUUAGAAAAGAAGGGCCUUAGAACUCCAGCCCAGUGUGGCUUUCGUCAAAUGCGUUCUUGCACUGAAAAUUCAAUAUGCGAGGCUUUCAUCUCCAAAAACCAUCAUGUAUCAGUUUUCUUUGACCUGGAGAAAGCUUAUGAUACAACCUGGAGAUAUGGUAUUUUGAAGACACUCCAUGAUUAUGAAUUCCGAGGAGAAUUACCAUUAUUCAUCCAAGCUUUCCUAAAAAAUCAAAGGUUCAGGGUUAAAGUUGGGUUAAAGUUGGAAACUCAUUUUCAUCUCUUUACAGCUGAGAAGAAGGAGUUCCACAGGAAAGUGUCCUUAGUGUGA
Messenger RNA from Macrobrachium nipponense, 357 nucleotides. RefSeq lists its product as uncharacterized. The transcript has a single exon. NCBI's taxonomy places the organism in Eukaryota, Metazoa, Arthropoda, Malacostraca, Decapoda, Palaemonidae. The coding region runs from base 1 to 357 and encodes 118 amino acids. The record is from RefSeq and is a predicted model, not a curated record.